UUCAGUUAACAAGCAUGUUGACAUGUGUUUUUUUUUUUAAAGAGAUUCUCUCAGUCGACGACUCCUUCAGUUUGUUUAGUACCGGGGCGACCUGCGUUUAGACACCCGAUGUUUUCACAAUGCGGAUCUAACUUCAACAACAGCUGGGCUUUUUAAAAUAAUUAUUAUUUUUAGCGUUUCUUACGGCUAGUUACCAAUCCAUCCGAUUAGAAUUCACAUCUAUAAGGAAGUUUUGUUUUUUUUUACGAGAGGGGAGGGAGGGUGGGGGGGUUACCCACAUAUAAUAAACAGUAACGUAAUAGACGCUUAAUUGCGAUUUAUUAUGGAGGAGAAGAAGGAGAAGGAGGGCGAAGCGGAGAUCCAGGAGCACGGUCCCGAACAUUGGUUCUCCAAAUGGGAGCGGCAGUGUUUGGCCGAAGCGGAGCGACAGGAGCCGAGCGACGACGAGUCGGAGCAAAGUCAGCAAAAACUAUGGCAUCUUUUCCAAAAUUCAGCCACUGCGGUCGCACAGCUAUACAAAGACAGAGUUUGUCAACAGCAGGGUCUAUCUCUCUGGGUUCCCUUCCAGAACGCAGCUACUGCCGUCACCAACCUAUACAAAGAGUCACUAGAGUCCCACCAGCGGAGCUAUGAGUUGGGGGUCCAGCGGGCGUACCAGCGUCGUAACAAAGACAUGCUGGCCUGGGUGAAGAAGAGGAGGAGAAACAUCAGGAGGGAGGACCUCAUCAGCUUUUUGUGUGGCAAGGCCCCGCCCCCACGCAACCCCCGUCGCGACGCACAGACACCCAAACACGGCCACGCCCUCUCUGUGAUGUCACCUGGCAGGCCGCCGUCCACGGAGAGCGGGUCGUCUGUCGAGGCUGACCUGCAGCCCUUCAGAGAGGCCAUCGCACUGCACGGCCUGAGUGGGGCGAUGGCCAGUAUAUCCGUUCGUUCCGGUGCCCCUGGCUCUCCGACGCACCUAACACGCGACAGCCCCGUCACUCCGCAGCCGGGUCGUAACCGUAGGAACGGUCUCCACGACGUCGACCUGAACACCUUCAUCGCCGAGGAGAUGGCGCUCCAUUUGGAGAACGCCGCGGCAACCGCUGCAGCCAAUAGGAAGAGGGCGUCUGCCCAGUGCAGUGACGUCAUCACAGACUCGCCCACCCAUAAACGCAACCGGAUGCUCUGAGUGUCCCCGGAUAUCACACACUAACACACACACACACGCUCAAGGCACGUUUCUCACACACACACAUACACUAGAUAUUUCUACUUUGCUGUCGCGGCCCGAACUGAUUGGAUGAUGACUCGUCCACCAGGCCGGCCAAUCAAACCCUCCCAACCUGGCACCUCCCCCUCUGUUGUUUAAAAAAAAAAAGAGAGAAAUGUAAAUUAUUAAAAAGCCACUUAUCCCCUCCUCCCUCUCUGUCAUCCCUCCUUCCUGUGUUCCCUCCUUUCCUCGUGGUUGGCAUGACAACGACUUGGAAUGAUAGCACAAACAGACUGGUAGCUCACCAGCAGCCUGUCUAGACCACUGGGAUGAAACUGUUGGCCAUGUGUUCUGAGUGGUGGGACAUACCUGUCCCCCCUGUUACUAGAGGUGUGUUGGGGUCCUGAGGCCUAGAAGCCUUCCUGUAUAGUAGCUCCUCCCCCCUCCUGUUUACUAGAGGUGUGUUGGGGUCCUGAGGCCUAGAAGCCUUCCUGUAUAGUAGCUCCUCCCCCCUCCUGUUUACUAGAGGUGUGUUGGGGUCCUGAGGCCUAGAAGCCUUCCUGUAUAGUAGCCCCUCCCCCCUCCUGUUUACUAGAGGUGUGUUGGGGUCCUGAGGCCUAGAAGCCUUCCUGUAUAGUAGCCCCUCACCUCUCAAGCGACUGUGGCUCUUGUCUCCCUCCUCUCUGUGUGUGUGUUGGACAGAACUGCCACUAAGUGUGUGUGUGACUUGUCUUUGCCUUUUGAGGAAGCUGCUAUCUCUGGCACAGUGGGAAGUUCUGGGGUGUGUUUCUGCCAGCACGUGUGUGUGUGUGUGCGGCUGUGUGUGUGUGUGUGUGUGUGUGUGUGCGGCUGUGUGUGUGUGUUCGUUGAGCACAAUCCUGACUGGAUUCAUGUGUAUUUGUGUUUUGUUUUAUAAAGCCUCCACCCCAAUAGCUCUUCCUGUCUCCUCUCUCUAACCCUUUAACCCCAAGUCCUCUUAUCUACAGUGUAUAUACAUUAUGACAACUAGGUUCUGCUGUUGUAUGAUGCAGACAUACAUGUGGUACAUAUUGUAAAAAAUAAAUAAAAUAAUGUGAAAAAAAA
Oncorhynchus kisutch (coho salmon) is the source of this 2278-nucleotide messenger RNA. Its product is annotated as UPF0472 protein C16orf72 homolog. The record is from RefSeq and is a predicted model, not a curated record. The transcript is spliced from 4 exons. Bases 323 to 1174 code for a protein of 283 amino acids. NCBI's taxonomy places the organism in Eukaryota, Metazoa, Chordata, Actinopteri, Salmoniformes, Salmonidae.